Messenger RNA from Paralichthys olivaceus (Japanese flounder), 942 nucleotides. Lineage: Eukaryota; Metazoa; Chordata; Actinopteri; Pleuronectiformes; Paralichthyidae. The record is from RefSeq and is a predicted model, not a curated record.
CUAACCAGACCAACCAGACCAGUCAAACUAACCAGACCAACCAACCCUGCAAUGACAACCUCUGAAACAAACAGAACAACGGUUAUCGCCAGAUUAAAGCGGGCGGCCGACUCAAACAGGGACGAGGCUGACUCAUCAGACUUGUCCCUGGAGGAAGUGAUGACAGAGGAAGAAAGCAAGUUCCGAGACGGGCUAGACAACAGCAUGAUGGGUAAUGAGGAAACCGAGGAGGAAGAGGUUCCAAAAGAGGAUGAUGAGGAGGACACUGAGGAGGAAGAGGAAGACACUGAGGAGGUUCCAAAAGAGGAUGAUGAGGAGGACACUGAGGAGGAGGAGGAAGACACUGAGGAGGAAGAGUUCCAAGAAGAGGAUGAGCAUGAGGUGGAAGGUGGAGAACGUCAGAAGAGAGCCCUUCGAGGCUGGAGGCGCAGAAAGAAGAUUGCUCGUAGGUCCCUUGGGCUCUAUGGACUGUUCCAGCUGUCGGACAGCUACUUCUGUAGUUCCGGUUACCGCUGGUCCAAAAACAAGUGUAACACAAGCUGCGCAGCCUUCAGCGAUGACAACAUUGAGGACGACAUCGAAUGCUUGGUGAAGACCCAUUACUGGUGGAUUUUGUUGAAGAGAGCCUCUCGCCGUUGCCGUUAUCGCUCCUACAACUACCUCAGUACUUGUAAUUGAGCAGCCGUCGGUGAAGGGUUUCACACCAACAGCCAUUCAGCUCCUGCACUUUAAACAAGAGGAUUCAUCAUGUGGAGCUCUUUAUUCUUCUCCUUUCUCUUCUCUGACAUCAUUCUGUCAAAACUUCAGGAGUUAAAGAAGUUGAAGUGAUGACGUGUCUCAGCAGUGGGACAAGAUGUGAUGAUUUUAUUUACCGCUUCAUUCCCUGAUGAGAAAAUCUACUCAUGUAUCUGCUGCUUUUUUCAAUAAAUAUCUUUCACUCUA